Molecule: messenger RNA, 3156 nt
Organism: Paramisgurnus dabryanus
Lineage: Eukaryota; Metazoa; Chordata; Actinopteri; Cypriniformes; Cobitidae
Source: RefSeq, a predicted model, not a curated record
GGCACAAAGCUCAGUUCAACCCAAACUCCACUCAGAACAAGAGCUUUGACUGUCCUAUUACUUUCAAAAACUUUACUUCACACUUUCAGAAGGGAUUAGUGUUAACUUUUAACCUUAUUUUUUUUAUCUGUAAGAAGCUUGCAGAUACUGAAAUAUAUUUAAGUCUAACUUGUUGAUAUCUCUGUGACAAGACAUUGGGAUGUUGGAUCCAUUGGGCGAGCUGAGGAGAACCGGUGGUUUUAGGCAGUGCGGUGGCCGGUUGUCUUGGCAGGUGCGAUGGGCUCUGUACAUCGUGUGUGUGUUGACGUUAAUAAACUCUGGCGGUCUGGUGCUGCUCCUGGUUCAGCAGAGAGACUUAUGGACUCACCUGACCGUGGUGGAGCAGCAGAUGGUGGAGAUUUCUCAAAGCUCCGUGGUGGAAUUCAUGACGCAGGUGAACGGAGAUGAGGCCGAGUAUCAGUAUUCCAGAAACAAACGCAGGCGGCAUCAUCGAGGGACGAGACCGAUAGUAGGGGACAGGUCAGAUCUGGAUGAGGAACUCGUGAGGGAUUUUCAGUAUCAGCACCAGAGGGAACACAGGCAGGGUUUCCAGCACAAAACAGAGGAGCAGGAUGGCAUGAUGAUGAUGAUGACCUACUCCAUGGUGCCAGUUAAAAUCCUGCUGGAUAUCUGCAACAGUACUAAAGGAGUCUGUUUGACCGGACCACCGGGACCACCAGGACUGCCAGGUUUGCCUGGUGUGGACGGAAUGGCGGGAUUUAAUGGAACAGAUGGAAUUCCAGGAUUGCCAGGAGAGCCUGGGACUCAUGGAAAACGAGGAAAAAAAGGUCCUCCGGGUGAGAAUGGUGAACCCGGUAAACAGGGAGAAAAAGGAGAUCCUGGACCUCCGGGACCACCUGGAGAAAAGGGCGAACCUUCAAAUGAUGUCUUUAUAGAAGGUCCACCUGGUCCACCAGGACCUCCAGGCCAACCAGGACCUCCAGGUCCCCCCGGGCCCCAGGGGCCACCAAGACACAGGAAUCACAGAUCACAUAUUGAUAUAGGGAAAGAGUCUGUGGGUCACCUUAAUUCAGUCCCAAAUGAUGACACCACCAACCAGAAAAUGGCAUUACGAAAGACAAAUGACUGUGUUAUAAAGUCAGUGCUGAACCCCAGACAUCUGAUGAAAAUGAGCGACACUUUUGGUGCGUGGAUGAUGGACACUGCCGCUCAGGAUGAUGAGAAGAUUUGGGUAGCAGAACAUUUCUCAGGUCGUAUCAUAAAGGAGUACAACAGUAUCGCUGCGUUUCAAAAUGGCAGCAGUGAAUCCAUUGACGUCAAGAAGUUUUUUCAAGGUUGCGGUCAUGCUGUACACAACGGCUCCAUAUUCUACCACAUCGCUGGAACACCAAAUAUUGCAAAGUUUGAUCUCCGAACAAAGAUCUUACACACCCUGAGCAUCGAGAACGCCCUCUAUCACAAUCUGUCCUACCUGCUUCAGAACUCCAAGACGUAUUUCAAACUGGCAGCGGAUGAGAACGGUCUGUGGAUCAUAUUUGCAUCAGUCAUCGAUGACAACAUCAUGGUGGCACGACUGGAUGGCAAGAGAUUCUCCAUCAGCACGUACAUCAACACUACAUACCCGAGGACCAAAGCCGGGAACGCAUUUAUCGCCUGCGGGAUCCUUUACAUCACGGACACUAAAGACACGAAGGUGACCCACGCCUUUGACCUUCUUAAGGGGAAGCCCGUUAGUGUAAGUCUGGAUCUGAGGGCAUCUGAAGGGGUUCUGUCCAUGAUCUCAUACAACCCCCGAGACAAACAUCUGUACAUAUGGGAUAGUAGCUACGUCAAAACUUACCAGGUUCAGUUUCUCUCUGACGAAUAACCAUGCAUCAUUGCAGUAUGUGUUUUGCUGUGUUAUGUUUAGACUAUUUAUAGACAAAAAAUAACAAUUAAUUGCUAUAUUUGUUGCCCAUAUGCAUAACCAGAUUUCUUAAGUGAAUCAAAAAUAAACUGUUCAAUUGACAUCAGGCUAUAAGAUGUCCAUAGAGUAUAUAGUGGUUCUAAAGCAUACUUCAAACAUACAUUAAAUGUCUCGGUACCAUUGCAUUACAUAAGAAAAAAAUCUCUGGGCUACAAAUUUUACAAAAAGUUGCAAACAUACGAUGUUAGAGACUUUCUAAGAACUCUUCUGUGGCAUUUAUGCAAUGACCUUCAAUUGGAUGGUGCCGAUAGGAUUUGUUAAUGGAUGUAUAAAGUCAGUUCUGCAUUACAAUAAUUAAAAAUAUCCCAGGAUGCUUGGUAAAAGGUUAUUACAAUGCAUUGUGGUUUGGAAACAUUAUGGUUCAACCAAAGUCCAAGCUUGCUUGCAUGGAAAUAAUAAAACUAGUCCCUGGAUGUAUUAUAGGAACAGGUAAAUGUUUGUCUGAUCCAUUACACACAGUAUGAACUGCUGUCCUGUAGAAGCGUACACUUUAUCAGUGUGUAUGUAAUCUUUCAAAAAAAAAUUUAUACCUACAAACAUUAUUUUAAAUGGAGGUCUAAUGUAUUACAUUUGUGUUUAUUGAUGUAUAUUAUGAAUAGAUCCAAUGUAUUGUCAUUGUAAAUGUGUUUUGAGUCAAAUUUCCUGUUUGGGACAAUAAAUUGUGUGUUAAAACAAAAGUUUUUAAAUACUAUGUAUAUUAUUUUUUCAUUUAAAGGGGACAUGUCAUGUAUGUUUAGUUCUAGCUCAAAAUAUUAUAUAGAUAAUUUAUAAUAACAUGUUAAAAGUGCCACUUUCUAGAUCUGAGCAAAAAUUUGCAUUUCCAUUUGAAUGAGCUGAUCUCUGCACUAAAUGGCAGUGCCAUGUUAUUAAGGCGGUAUUAUCCCCUUCUGACAUCACAAGGGGAGACAAAUUUCAAUGACAUAUUUUUUCACAUGCUUAGAGAAUGGUUUACCAAAACUAAGUUGCUGAGUUGAUCUUUUUCACAUUUUCUAGGUUAAUGGAAUCACUGGGGACCCAAUUAUGGCACUUAAACAUGAAUAAGGUCAGAUUUUCAUGAUAUGUCCCCCUUAAAUACCAACACAUUUACUUUCAAAUGCUUAUAACUUGUUCUUGUGCUGUCUUGCAAAACUAAACAUGCAUUUUUUAUGUGCCCCUUCAGUGUCCACUAGGGCAAAAAAUAAAAACAUUUC